AUAAUUUUAAUAAUUUCAUUACUCUCUAAUUAUGUUUGUUUAAGUCUGCGAUGUGGUACUUUAGCGUUUAAUUCACGUCGUGUGGUUUUUCGUCACUGUCUAAAAAAGAUGGGGCGUGUUAUACGUGGUCAGCGUAAGGGUGCAGGAAGCGUUUUCAAGGCCCACACCAAGCAUCGCAAGGGUCCAGCUAAGUUACGUCCCGUGGAUUAUGCCGAAAGACAUGGAUAUAUUCGCGGUGUUGUUCGCGAAAUCAUUCACGACCCAGGCCGUGGUGCUCCACUAGCAAAGGUCGACUUCCGCGAUAUGUACUCAUAUAAGCAUAUCAAGCAGCUCUUCAUUGCCGCUGAAGGUAUGCACACCGGUCAAUUCGUCUACUGUGGCAAAAAGGCUAGCCUUCAGAUUGGUAACGUUCUCCCAAUUGGUGCUAUGCCUGAGGGUACAGUUAUUUGCAAUGUUGAGGAAAAGAAUGGAGAUCGUGGCAGGCUUGCGCGUGCUGGUGGUACAUACGCUACCAUUGUGUCGCACAAUCACGAUACUAACCGUACUCGUGUCAAGUUGCCUUCUGGUGCCAAAAAAGUUCUCUCAUCUGGUUGCCGUGCUAUGGUUGGUCUCGUUGCAGGUGGUGGGCGCAUUGACAAGCCUAUUCUUAAAGCUGGUCGUGCGUACCACAAGUACAAGGCUAAGCGCAAUUGCUGGCCUGUUGUACGAGGUGUCUGUAUGAAUCCUGUUGAACAUCCCCAUGGUGGUGGUAAUCAUCAACACAUCGGUAAACCCUCAACUAUUCGCCGUGAUGCCUCUCAUGGUAGGAAAGUUGGUCUUAUUGCCGCCAGACGUACUGGUCGUAUUCGUGGUACCCGUGUUAUUGUUGCUAAGUCUGACAAAGAAUAA
Messenger RNA from Rodentolepis nana, 888 nucleotides. NCBI's taxonomy places the organism in Eukaryota, Metazoa, Platyhelminthes, Cestoda, Cyclophyllidea, Hymenolepididae. The record is from the annotation of a GenBank genome assembly.